GGCAAAGAGCAGGUACAGUGUCGGAAGAUUCCAGAUAGUACAGAGGACACGCCUCUCCUUAGAAAGCAACCUGUAUUAUGAACACAUUUGCUGAUGUGGACUUUUGUCAUAUGUCUGAACAGUCCUUAGUGAAAGCUGAAAGGUAAUACCAUGUUUUUUUUUAUUCAUGAGUUAAUACAUGGCUUGCUGAUUCAGGGUGAUAUUUAAAGUUUUUUUUUUAUGUAUUCAAAGGAUGUGAUGCUUAGGGGUGGUCAUUUGUGAAUGCAAUACCCUUUAUAGUCCUAAAAUGUGGAAGUGUGUACACAGUGUGUGCAUGUGCAUUGCUGCAUCACUUUAAACUGUCCUCCCAAAAAGCACUUCCUACUUUGUCAUCUUCACAUCAGACUCGGUGGCUCUGUCUAACUGGUACUAAGGUUUUUGCUGUUCUAACUCGGCACGAUGGAGAUACAGCCCGACAGGCAGCUAGUGCUGGCUGUCUGCAUCAUCACCUUUGUCUUUGGGUUCCCGGCCAACAUCCUGGCACUCUUCACCUUCAUCAAGAAGGUGCGUCAGAAUCCAACGCCCGUGGACAUCCUGCUGCUGAACCUUACCGUGUCCGAUCUGCUCUUCCUGGUGUUCCUGCCUUUCCGCAUGAAGGAAGCUGUAGACGACAUGAAGUGGAACAUGCCCUACUUCUUCUGCCCGUUAUCAGGGUACAUCUUCUACACCACCAUCUACAACAGCACCUUGUUUCUCACUGCCAUCUCCGUGGAGCGCUACCUCGGUGUUGCGUUCCCCAUCAAGUACAAGCUGAAACGGAGGCCCUUCUAUGCCGUGGUCUUUGGGUUCGUGGCGUGGGCUAUCUCCAUGGCGCACUGCAGCAUCGUCUACAUCAUGCAGUACUACGACCACACCAACAAGACGGCCAUCGAGCCGUCAGAGCGUGACACGUGCUACGAGGAGUUCACGCCAGCCCAACUGAAGAUCCUGCUGCCUGUGCGGCUGGAGCUGUGUAUCGUGCUCUUCUGCAUCCCCCUGCUCAUCUGCUCCUUCUGCUACAUCAACUUCAUCCGCAUCCUGUCCCGGCUGCCCAACAUCACAGCGCACAAGCGCUACCGGGCCAUUGGCCUGGCCGCUGGCACCAUGCUGGUGUUCCUGGUCUGCUUCGGGCCCUACAACCUCUCCCAUGUGGUGGGCUUCGUCUACUGGAGGAGCCCGUGGUGGCGCAAGAUCGCCGUGCUCACCAGCACCUUAAACGCCUGCAUGGACCCCUUCAUCUACUACUUCUCCUCCUCGGCCCUGCGGAGCACGUUCAGGCACGUCAUGAGGAGCAUGGUGGACAGGCUGCACCUGUGGUGCUGCUGCAGGGCAGUCUACUGUCCCUUGUUGACCUGCACAGAUGCGGACGAGCGCACACAAAGCUCCAAUGAUAGCUCACGCUAGGACUGCGGACGAGCGCACACAAAGCUCCAACGAUAGCUCACGCUAGGACCACAUUUUUUCCUCAACUUAUGGAGAUAUUUAUCCUCUUGAAGGUCAUAUUAUGAACAUUUUACUACUAAGAUUUCUAAGGGUUUGUUGAAGGGUAUUGUAUAAUGUAUAAUGUAUAAUUUAUUUACCCUGUGUGUUCAAUGGUUGUGCUGGCACAGUCAUCCUGUUCUUCUUCUUGUUCUUGCUUGUUUAUUUCAAUAGUCUGUUAACGGAUGUAGGACACCUUGCAACAUGUGUUAUGAUCGCAGAUUUCCUUCCCCCUACAGAGGCAAACACGGCCUACAAAGACUCUGUUCUGAGUCUGUUGCAAUUUUAUAUAAUGAAUUUAUAUCCAUAAAAUAAUUUACCUAAAUGUAUGUCAUGUUGUCUUAUAUCUCAUGUUGACACUUAUGUUAGGAUACAGUAUCUUUAUUUUUAAAUAUAAUUUACACAUUAAUAUAGAGCAGGUUACAUUGCAACCGGAAAGUUUUCAGACCCUUUCAAGUUUUCCACCUUUUGUUAUGUUUCAGAUUCCUAAAAUGGAUUCAAUUCCAAUAACCAUCAGUGCAGCUCAGUGCCUGGUUUCUUCCACACACAUCGUUGGGAAUUGUGGUCAAGUUCAAUCUUUUUCAUCGGUUUUCAAAGGUUUUUUACUUGUCAUGGUCUCAGAGUCGUUCGGGUGCUUUUUGGAAAACUCUCGGCAAAAAUGGCUUUCAUCUGGCCAUUCUACCAUACGCCUGAUUGGUGGAGUGCAGCACUGAUGGUUGUACUUCUGUAAGCUUCUGUCAUCUUCACAAAGGAACUCUGGAUCUCAUUCAUAGUAACCAUUGGGUCCUUGGUUACCUUGAUUACCUUGGUUACCUGUCUGACCAAGGCCCUCUGUCUUGGAUUACUCGGGUUGGCUGAGUGGCCAGAUCUAGAAAGACUGUUGGUUUUUCCAAACAUUUCCAUUUGAGAAUGAUGGAGGCUCUCUCGGUACUUUCAAUGCUGCAGAAAUGUUCUUGUACCCUUCCCCAGAUCUUGACACAAUCCUGUCUUGCAGGUCUAUGGAAAAUUCUCUCGACCUUGUGGCUUGGUUUUCACUUUGACAUACAUCAUCAACUGUGAGACCUAGACAGAUGUGUGUAGGCACAGGUGGACUCCAAUCAUGUUGUAGAAGCAUCUCAAGGAUCAUUAAUAGAAAUUGAAUGCACCAGAGCUCAAUUGCAAAUGUCAUAACAAAUACUUAUGUAAAUGGGAUAUUUCAGAUAAAAUUAUUUUAUAUAUACAUUUACAAAACACUUCAAACAUCUGCUUUUGUGGAGUAUUGAAUUAUUGUGAUUGAAUCCAUUUUAAGAUGAGUCUGAAACAUAGCAAAAUGUGAAAAACUAAAGGGUCUGAAAACCUUCCGGUUGCACUGUAGAUAACAUAUGGGGCAUUAUAAGAGUUCAGAUGACAUAUCCAGGGGCAUUAUAAGAGCACUAUACUAAGACUAAAAUAGUAUCAACUCUGCUGAUAAUGUUGUAGCAGAUAAUCAAACAACCAGACAGCAUGAUUUUUUUUAUUUAUUUUUUUUUAUUUUUAUUUUUUUAUUUUGUCAAUCAGCAUCGUUUCUAGGCUCAGUGCAUCUUUUCACAGGUGAGAUCAUUUAAAUGCACUUUCAAACAGAAGCAGAGACAUCAGUACUCCAAUCAGAUAAGAUCAGAUCCAAUUACUACCCUUUUAUCUCCCUGCCAACCAGAUGAAUACUGACAAAAAUACGAUUUCACAAAAAUAGUAAAAUACUAUUAUGCUUUGGUCAGCAGAUAUAGAGUUAUAGAGAAGUUUCACUUCUUUUCCGCAUAUUUCUUCCUCUUUUUUAUUUGAGAGAUAAAUGUUCUCCAGCCAUCUUUAGGGCAAUUCCCCAGUUUGUCAUUUUUUUUAUUUCCCAGUCUUUGUCAAUCGCUUUUGCGGUCAUCCAGUAAAUUUAUCAACCGAUUAAAUCAUCCAGUAGUAAAUGUAUCAACCGAUUAAAUCAUGUAAAUGAUUUUGCUGUCAUCCAGUAGUAAAUUUAUCAACCGAUUAAAUCAUGUCAAUUAUUUUGCUGUCAUCCAGUAGUAAAUUUAUCAACCGAUUAAAUCAUGUAAAUUAUUUUUCACUGGAGUUAUCAUACAGUAGAUAUCCAUACAUUCAUAUGUGUUACCUGGGUCUCAUUUCAAUAAAAUACUUUU
Molecule: messenger RNA, 3638 nt
Organism: Alosa sapidissima (American shad)
Lineage: Eukaryota; Metazoa; Chordata; Actinopteri; Clupeiformes; Clupeidae
Product: free fatty acid receptor 2-like
Exons: 2
Coding region: 439-1422 (327 amino acids)
Biological process (GO): G protein-coupled receptor signaling pathway; cellular response to fatty acid
Cellular component (GO): plasma membrane
Molecular function (GO): G protein-coupled receptor activity
Source: RefSeq, a predicted model, not a curated record